CUGUGAUUAGUUAUUGGUGAUGAUUGUGUUUAGUCGGUUCCUACUAUAAUUUUUAAUCUAAGUCUGUCACUUCUGUAAUAAUGCCUUCCUUAACCCAAGCCCUCGUUUCUCUUCUUUCGGCCGCAAUCAUCGGCCAGGUCCAGGCGGUUGACCCGCUUGUCGACCUUGGCUAUACCAAACUCCAAGGAGUCGCCGAGCAGGGCGGUGCGACUCGAUGGCUGGGCGUCCGGUUUGCUGCGCCGCCGGUGGGCCAGCUCCGAUUCGCGGCGCCGGUUGAUCCUCCGAACACUACUGAUGUCGUCAAUGCUUCGAAUCUUCGCUUUGCUGACAAGUCUACCCAGUUCCGUCCGAUAUGUCUGGCCCGAAGCGCCUCCGACUUCACGAUGAAGCCCAACAAGCGCUUCACGACGGACGAAGACUGUCUCUAUGUCAAUGUUUUUGCACCGUCGAACGCGACACCUGAUUCCAAGUUGCCAGUCAUGUACUUCAUCCAAGGCGGCGGGUUCCAGUCUCUUUCCAAUGCCAACUUCAACGGCAGUGAUCUGGCCAGGUUUGGAAACAUGCUGGUCGUUCAGGUGAACUAUAGAGUUGAGCAAAGGCUAAUGUCAACUACACGGCCCUAUGGUUUCUUGCAGAGCAAGGAGGUGGAGGCUGGCGCGAGUAUGAACAACGGCCUCAAGGACCAGAUCCAAGGCCUGAAAUGGCUGAAGCAACACGCCGCUGCUGUGAGCUUUCUUCCAACCCUAUCUUCUGCUUCCCCGUUGCUGACUGACCUCGAAAAGUUCGGAGGAAACCCCGAUCAGAUGGUAGCCGUAGGUGACUCCGCCGGCGCAACCUCAGUAGCCAUGCUUCUCGCGGCUUUUGGAGACAUCGACCCAGGCCUGAUCAAGGGAGCCAUCAUGGAAUCCGUCUCCGUCGCCACCGUCCGCACCCUCGAUCAAGGCCAAGAGCAGUACAGCUGCCUGACCAACGCCACCGGCUGCAACAAGCAAGCCGACUCCCUCGCCUGUCUCCGCGGCCUCAACGCGACGGCCCUGCAGACGGAGGACUGCCAGUUCAACCCCAACCUCGACGGCGACCUCGUCAAAGCGCCGACGCUGCAACGCUUCGCCGAGGGGAAGUAUCUCAAGGUCCCUACCAUCGCGGGAACCUGCACCGACGAGGGGACCAAGAACGUGCCCCAAAAGACCGACACCGUCGAGGAGGCCUUCAAGAACAUGAACGAUCAGGCCACCCAGUCCCUCAGCAACGCCUCCCUCGCCCUCCUCACAGAGACCUACCUCGACAAGCCGCAGCCCGUCUUCCCCAAAUCAGGUAAACUCUGGCGCCAGCUCGCGACAGCCCACGGGGACUACAGAGCGCACUGCAUCACCAAAAUCUUCCAGGACGCCAUGGCCCGCGACGGCGUAGCGACCUUCAACUACCGCUACGGACCCCUCGACGACGAGCAAGAGGCUCAAGGCUUCGGCGCCUACCACACCGUCGAGCUAAACGGCGUCUUUGGUCCCAACAACACAGACGGCGCCCCGCCAAAGAGCUACUCCACCACCAACGCGCCCAUCGUGCCGCUGACGCAGGCCUACUGGGCCAGCUUCGUCCGCAGCCUCGACCCCAACGCCGCCAAGAUCCAGGCAGGGAUGCCCGUGUGGCAGGCGUGGACCGUCGACGGGAAGCAGAGGCUGCUGUUCCAGAAUAACACGGGCACGAUGGAGGGUAUGCCCGCGGCGCAGCAGGAUAACUGUGCCAUGUUGGCGCCCAUGAUUCCGUUCAUCGAGACGCCCGCUACGGAUGCGCAGAAGGCGUCUGUGAAUUUGCAAAAGGUGUCUGGGGCUACGGCGCCGGCAGCUGGCCAGCCUGCCAAGGCUCCGGCUGCUGGGAGCGGCGGCGGUAUGAAUAUGGGCGAGUCCAUGUCUGGCGGGCAGAUGGGGAUGGAGCCGGAGCAUGGGAACAAGCGUAAUGGCACCAAGCACGGCGGAGGAGAGGGCGGCGGUAAAGGUGGUGGCAAGGACAAAGGUAAAGGAAAGGGCAUGGGCCACAAGAAUGGUACGAGUCCUGAUGCUCCGAAGCAUGGAGGAGGAGGCGAAGGCGGUGGCAAGGGCGGCAAGGGUGGUGGUAAGGGGAUGGGACACAAGAACGAGACGAUGCCGAAGCCAGGAGGAGGUGGAGGGAAGGGAGGAGGCAGAGGUAUGGGAGGCAGAAAUGGGACCAACUCUACUCCUCCUACUGCACCUCCUCGGGUUGGCUCUGCUUCAAACAUGGGAUACGGACUCACCGGGGUGCUGUCGGCCACCGUUGUAGCAUGCCUCGGGCAAUUCCUUUUGGUUUAA
This is a messenger RNA of Colletotrichum phormii, 2327 nucleotides long. RefSeq names its product Alpha/Beta hydrolase protein. The transcript is spliced from 3 exons. Lineage: Eukaryota; Fungi; Ascomycota; Sordariomycetes; Glomerellales; Glomerellaceae. The coding region runs from base 81 to 2327 and encodes 748 amino acids. The record is from RefSeq and is a predicted model, not a curated record.